Messenger RNA from Asparagus officinalis (garden asparagus), 1831 nucleotides. RefSeq lists its product as uncharacterized. NCBI's taxonomy places the organism in Eukaryota, Viridiplantae, Streptophyta, Magnoliopsida, Asparagales, Asparagaceae. The coding region runs from base 120 to 1160 and encodes 346 amino acids. The transcript has 6 exons. The record is from RefSeq and is a predicted model, not a curated record.
UCGCGUUCUCAGCAGGCCUUAAACCCUUCAAAAAUAGAAAGGGGGAAAAGAGAGAGCUCUGCAGCGAAAUAAAAUCAAAAUCGAAGUGGCAUCGUCUCGAUUUAGGGUUCCGAAAUUCUAUGAUCCCAUCGGCUCGACAUCGAUCUCUUUCGUCGUCGAUGCAGUCGGCUGCGAGAAGAAUCUCCUUGAUUUCUCGCUCCAAAAGAGGUUUUGUUGAGAGAUCUUAUGCGGUGCUUGGAACGAAGAGAUGUUUUGUGGCUUCAGUUCCUUCUGAAUCGUUCGGAGAGGAGAAGAGGAGGGGUAGGGUGUCGAGGCAAGAACGGCGGCGAAUGCUUGAAGAUUUUGUUGAGAGAUUUAGGGCUUUAAAUGCUGGGAAGUUUCCUACUGUAUCCCAUGCUAAAAAGCAAGUAGGAGGGUCCUUUUAUGUUGUAAGGGAGAUCAUUCAAGAAAUAGAAUACAAUCAUAGGACAUCCCCUAAAAAGCUAGAAAAACCUGCAGGAUGGGCAAAAAAAGAUGUGAAUGCUAAUACAGUUGAAAGUUUGGUUAUAAAAGAUGGCUUAGAAGUUGGACCUGUACAAUUGCCUCUUCUUUCUACCAAUACUGAGAAUGCCUUUAUAGAAGAGUCCUCCAGUCAUUCAACUACAGAAGUAGUCCAUUCAAAUGAGAAAAUUAUUGAAGGCAAUGAAGAUUCUCGAAUUAGCAAGCUGAUAUCAUCUGAUGAUCAUUUUCUUAUUGAAGACCAAGAGAAGGAUUCCCCUUCAAGAUUUGUCGAACGCGAUGCUUCUGAUGCUGUCCCACAUCAGGUGAUUGAUAUUGAAUCACCCAAGAAGGACUCCCCUUUAAGACUUGCUAAUGAUAAUGGCAAAGAUAAUGUUGAAGAUCCUACCAAAUUUCAGGCCGAUACUUCAGUGCAUCUGAAAUUGGAGACAGAAAUAGACGCUUUAAAUACUUCAAAAAGUAUAGAAGACAAAAGCUCACCUGCAUCUGCUCAGGAAGAAAGUGAUCUAAGAAGCAAUGAAGAAGUGUCUAAAUCUGAUUACCUUACUGGUGACAGUUCAAGAACGGUCAAGGACGAUUCAGUUUCACCAAAAGGAUCAAGCAUUUGGCGCAACCUGAGAUCUCUGGCAGAUGGGAUCCUUAACUUGUGGAGGAAAAAGUAAAUACAUCUCUUAUGGCUUGCUGUUGGGUACUAUCACUUGAGUUACCCAAGUUCAUGCUUGUGUUCAGCUAGCCUGUGAAUUUGGACUUGCUGAUGCUGGCAUUUCUUCCUGGCGGUCAAAAUGUGGGGAUUUUCAAGUUUGGUGGCACUUUCCUUUUGAGAAUAAUUCUUUUUCGCAGCCUUUUUGAUCUUGUACAAGGAGAUUCAGUGUAAAUAGAACAUGCUGAUUAUUUGGCAUGGUGAAGAUAAUACCCAUAAGUGGGACUCCUUUGAAUAUCAUUAUGCCCCGACAAGGGGCAUGUUAAGCAGAUUGAAACAGUCGCCAGAAACUAUUGUAUCAUCAGAAGGCUUAUAAUCCCCCCCUAGCUUUUAGCAUCUAACUUGUCAUUUUGAUUGGGCUUCAGUCGCAAGUAGAAAUCUGAAUGUCCGAGUUUGUCCUAAAUUUGCGAUAAUUUAUGUUCAUCUUGAGUACAUGUUCUCUUUGUUACUCUUCCAGCUGGGUGGUUUUGUUUUUCCCUUUUCCCCUCCUGAAUUUAGUUUCAAUUGUAAUUUACGUUGUAGUUCCUAGUUGAUUGCUGAGGAAAUUACUAUGCCCCUCUCUGUUCUGAGAUCAAACUUCACUCUGUGCAUGCUACAUUUUUGUGAAAAAUAAAUAGACUCGAAGAACUUUUA